Molecule: messenger RNA, 26321 nt
Organism: Coregonus sp. 'balchen'
Lineage: Eukaryota; Metazoa; Chordata; Actinopteri; Salmoniformes; Salmonidae
Source: the annotation of a GenBank genome assembly
AUGCCUGUCUCGGACUUCCAUGAAAAGGUUCCCUGUACGGUUGAGCCCGCGGAGAGUGUGUGUGGAGCGGGAGGACCUGUCACCUUCAGACCGCCGAUGGGGAAUAACUCUCUGGCGCAGGAUGGAGGAUGUGCGCAGGAUAUAGCUGAAGAGUUAAAGGGUAAAGUUGUCAGUUCAUCUCACUUUUUCAAAAGUGACUUUAACAGAUCUUGACUGUUAGAUAAUAAUCUAAAUAUAAUUGUAUACUUAAAACAAAAAUAAAUGUAUUGCCAUAAUGCUACACAUUAUUGUUAUUACAUUUACAUUUACAUUUUAGUCAUUUAGCAGACGCUCUUAUCCAGAGCGACUUACAGGUAAGUGAGUGCAUACAUGAGUGCAUACAUUAUGCAAUAUCUCAAGGGUUCUUGUUUAACUUCAUAGAGCACACAAGCAUGGACACAGUCUCUGUGGGCUCUGGUCAGGUUCUUAUCUCAGGCCUGUAAAACAUGGGAGGUGAUCAGUAGAUACACUAUAUAUACAAAAGUAUGUGGACACCCCUUCAAAUUAGUGGAUUUGGCUAUUUCAGCCACUCCCGUUGCUGACAGGUGUAUAAAAUCAAGCACACAGCCGUGUAAUCGCCAUAGACAAACAUUGGCAGUAGAACGGCCUUACUGAAGAGCUCAGUGACUUUCAACGUGGCACCGUCAUAGGAUGCCACAUUUACAACAAGUCAGUUCGUCAAAUUUCUGCCCUGCUAGAGUUGCACCGGUCAACUGUAAGUGCUGUUAUUGUGAAGUGGAAACGUCUAGGAGCAACAAUGGCUCAGCCGCGAAGUGGUAGGCCACAGAAGCUCACAGAACGGGACCACCGAGUGUUGAACCGCGUAGCGCGUAUAAAUAGUUCCAAACUGCCUCUGGAAGCAACAUCAGCACAAGAACUGUUAGUUGGGAGCUUCACUAAAUGGGUUUCCAUGGCUGAGCAGAUGAACACAAGCCUAAGAUCACCAUGCGCAAUGCCAAGCGUCGGCUGGAGUGGUGUAAAGCUCACCGCCAUUGGACUCUGGUACAGUGGAAACGCAUUCUCUGGAGUGAUGAAUCACGCUGGCAGUCCAAUGGACGAAUCUGGGUUUGGCAGAUGCCAGGAGAACACUACCUGCCUGAAUGCAUAGUGCCAACUGUAAAGUUUGGUGGAGGAGGAAUAAUGGUCUGGGACUGUUUUUCAUGGUUCGGGCUAGGCCCUUUACUUCCAGUGAAGGGAAAUCUUAACACUACAGCAUACAAUGACAUUCUAGACGAUUCUGUGAUUCCAACUUUGUGGCAACAGUUUAGGGAAGGCCCGUUCCUGUUUCAGCAUGACAAUGCCCCUGUGCACAAAGUGAAGUCCAUACAGAAAUGGUUUGUCGAGAUCGGUGUGGAUGAACUUGACUGGUCUGCACCGAGCCCUGACCUCAACCCCAUCGAACACCUUUGGGAUUAAUUGGAAUGCAGACUGCAAGCCAGGCGUAAUCGCCCAACAUCAGUGCCCAACCUCACUAAUGCUCUUGUGGCUGAAUGGAAGCAAGUCCCCGUAGAAAUGUUUCAACAUCUAGUGAAAAGCCUUCCCAGAAGAGUGGAGGCUGUUAUAGCAGCAAAGGGGGGACCAACUCCAUAUUAAUGCCUAUGAUUUUGGAAUGAGAUGUUCGACGAGCAGGUGUCCACAUACUUUUGGUCAUGUAGUGUAGCUGAUCAAUCAGCAUUGAUGAUCUCGCUGAUGAGAGCUUCCACACAACUAUGGAGCAUGGAAGCUUUUUUAGAGCCGCCCAGUUACCUCUCCCUCUCUAGCUGUACCUCUCCCUCUCUGGUUGUAAAGAGAAACAAUUGGCAUGCUGAUUUUCUGGAAAAAGAUGCAGCAGGAUGAAUGUAUGGUUCAGUAAAUGAACUGAUUUAUAAUACAGCUUGGAUCUUAGUAAAUCUUGUGUCUUGUUGAAGCUCUUGAACCAAGCCAGUAACCUUUGUCUAACCUAUAGGGAUGAGUUGACAUUCUAUGGCUGCAGGAUAUUCAUCUUCAGCUCAGUGUCACUAUGGUGUAGCACAGUGAGAUGUGUCAGGAUUCAGGAAUGAAGUGAGUUCAUUGGAGAGAAGAACUGUAUGUGCAAGACGUGAUCAGAUCUCAUCUCAGGAGGAGGGGUUUCACUUACCCCCCACUUACCCCCAACCAAUCCACUUAUUAAAACGAGAACCAGAUCAGGCUAGCUAAUUCUACACCAAGCUACCAAACUACCAGUCAUGCCCAAUGCCUAGCCACUUUCUCAAAUUCGAGCGUGAACCCUGACAUAGGUUGGGUACCCCCCCCCUCCCUUCUCCAUAACCAAACUCCAGCCCUCUUUUAGAUCUCCCAUCAGACAUCUGUUCAUGUUUCAGACUGUAGAGAUUAAACAUACAUACUAGAUUAUUCUAUUGCAACAAGGAAGUGUUUUGCUAGGUGAAAAAAACAUCUACAAGAGAAGCAGAGGAGUUAACCUGAUUUUAAAGGUUUCACAGGGUUCUUAACAAGAGAUAUUUGGCUGUAUAGCUCUCAAUAUGUUCAAUAAUGCUGGGUAAUUUACGGUACUUUCAAUGAUAACCAUUUCCCAGCUCUUUGCUGUUUGCUGUAGAGGAGACAAUAAGCAGGCUGAGAUAAGUGUUGAGGCUGAGGACAAGGCCAUCAAGGUAACCAAAUUAUUAAAGAUUAGCUCAAUAAACCAUCGUAAAAUUAUGAUUCCUGAUAUUCCCAGGAAAAUCACAUGCUCAGAUCUUGUUUUCCCCUACUUUCCCAGUAAAAGUCUGUUUUCAUCUAGAGCUGCAGCUCUAACAGAGAUAUUACAAGUGAUUCAUGAGGCUGUGCUUGAGAUCUCAGUGAGUUAGAUAUGCCCGUGCCCAUAGUUGGAGGUUGUAAGUAGCCUCACAUUCCUAUGGGGUGAAGCGCCCCGUAAAAGAGCCUGUUAGAGGCCCAGUCUGGCUUAUCUCCCAGCAGUCAGAGACCAUCCAGGGGGAUCUCCAGGGGUGUGUGCGUGUGCGUGUGUGUGUGUGUGCUUAGAUUUGUAGACCCUUUGCAGAGGGUCCUUGGCUGGAAUCUGGGGCACCAGCAGAGUCACGGUUUUUCUUGCAGUAUUUCCUGUUCUACAUUAGAAUGAUACCUCAAACCUUUUCCUAAAACAGUAUCUAUGUCCCUAUGCACAUUAGGAAAGCCACCUGUCUUUUAUCAGGAAGAGUAACAGAGAACAUUUUACAAAAACACAUUUACUUGAAGAACAGUGCAGAUGCAAAGUUUGGUAACAGAAUGACGGUUUGUGCUGUUUUGUGCCAUCAUUCUGUUACCAAACAUUGCAUCUGCACUGUUCUUCAAGUAAAUGUGUUUUUGUAAAAAUUCCUGUGGAAAUUGUUAAAAGUAGUCCUUUUGCAUAGAGUUGUGUGGUUUGUUUAACUUUGCAAUCAUUGGUUUUUGUAUGACAUACAUUUUAAAAUCUCAGCAUCACUCUGUUAACGUGGACUUGCCCAUAGUUCUUUAUGAGUUCAUGGUCAUUCUGUAGAACAGAGCUGAAUUUAACUGACAUGCGUGGAGUGUUUGUGUGCAAAGCAAUUAACGUGUAUUGGAGGGUGACACUUAUUAGUUGUGGCCAGUGGCUGAAAUUCACACUGUAAACAAACAAGAAACAAGAAAAUGCUCAUCCAGAAGCGGCACUCCUAGUGGCCGGGGACUUUAGUGCAGGCAAACUUAAAUCUGUUUUACCUCAUUUCUACCAGCAUGUCACAUGUGCAACCAGAGGAGAAAAAACUCUAGACCACCUUUACUCCACACACAGAGACGCAUACAAAGCUCUCCCUCGCCCUCCAUUUGGCAAAUCUGACCAUAAUUCCAUCCUCCUGAUUCCUGCUUACAAGCAAAACUAAAGCAGGAAGUACCAGUGACUCGCUCAAUAUGGAAGUGGUCAGAUGACGCGGAUGCUACGCUACAGGACUGUUUUGCUAGCACAGACUGGAAUAUGUUCCGUGAUUCAUCCAAUGGCAUUGAGGAGUAUACCACCUCAGUCACCGGCUUCAUAAAUAAGUGCAUUGACGACAUCGUCCCCACAGUGACCAUACGUACAUAUCCCAACCAGAAGCCAUGGAUUACAGGCAACAUCCACACUGAGCUAAAGGCUAGAGCUGCCGCUUUCAAGGAGCGGGACGCUAAUCCGGACGCUAAUAAGAAAUCCUGCUAUGCCCUCAGACAAACCAUCAAACGGGCAAAGCGUCAAUACAGGACAAAGAUUGAAUCCUACUACACCGGCUCUGACGUUCGUCGGAUGUGGCAGGGCUUGCAAACUAUUACGGACUACAAAGGGAAACCCAGCAGCGAGCUGCCCAGUGACAUAAACCUACCAGACGAGCUAAAUGCCUUUUAUGCUCGCUUCGAGGCAAGCAACACUGAAGCAUGCAUGAGAGCACCAGCUGUUCCGGACGACUGUGUGAUUACGCUUUCCGUAGCCGAUCUGAGUAAGGCCUUUAAACAGGUCAAGAUUCACAAGGCCGCGGGGCCAGAUGGAUUACAAGGGCGUGUACUCAGAGCAUGCGCGGACCAACUGGCAAGUGUCUUCACUGACAUUUCCAACCUCUCCCUGACCGAGUCUGUAAUACCUACAUGUUUCAAGCAGACCACCAUAGUCCCUGUGCCCAAGAAUGCGAAGGUAACCUGCCUAAAUGACUACCACCCCGUAGCACUCACAUCGGGAGCCAUGAAGUGCUUUGAAAGGCUAGUCAUGUCUCACAUCAACACCAUCAUCCCGGAAACCCAAGAUCCACUCCAAUUCACAUACCGCCCCAUCAGAUCCACAGAUGAUGCAAUCUCAAUCGCACUCCACACUGCCCUUUCCUACCUGGACAAAAGGAACACCUACAGUUGAAGUCGGAAGUUUACAUACACCUUAGCCAAAUAUAUUUAAACUCAGUUUUCACAAUUCCUGACAUUUAAUCCUAGUAAAAAUUCCCUGUCUUAGGUCAGUUAGGAUCACCACUUUAUUUUAAGAAUGUGAAAUGUCAGAAUAAUAGUAGAGAGAAUGAUUUAUUUAAGCUUUUAUUACUUUCAUCACAUUCCCAGUGGGUCAGAAGUUUACAUACACUCAAUUAGUAUUUGGUAACAUUGCCUUUCAAUUGUUUAACUUGGGUCAAAUGUUUCAGGUAGCCUUCCACAAGCUUCCCACAAUAAGUUGGGUGAAUUUUGGCCCAUUCUUCCUGACAGAGCUGGGGCCUCCUUGCUCGCACACACUUUUUCAGUUCUGCCCACAAAUGUUCUAUAGGAUUGAGGUCAGGGCUUUGUGAUGGCCACUCCAAUACCUUGAUUUUGUUGUCCUUAAGCCAUUUGCCACAACUUUGGAAGUAUGCUUGGGGUCAUUGUCCAUUUGGAAGACCGGUUUGCGACCAAGCUUUAACUUCCUGACUGAUGUCUUGAGAUGUUGCUUCAAUAUAUCCACAUAAUUUUCCUUCCUCAUGAUGCCAUCUAUUUUGUGAAGUGCACCAGUCCCUCCUGCAGAAAAGCACCUCCACAGCAUGAUGCUGCCACCCCCGUGCUUCACGGUUGGGAUGGUGUUCUUCGGCUUGCAAGCCUUACCCUUUUUCCUCCAAACAUAACGAUGGUCAUUAUGGCCAAACAGUUCUAUUUUUGUUUAAUCAGACCAGAGGACAUUUCUCCAAAAAGUAUGAUCUUUGUCCCCAUGUGCAGUUGCAAACCGUAGUCUGGCUUUUUUAUGGCGGUUUUGGAGCAGUGGCUUCUUCCUUUCAGGUUAUGUCGAUAUAGGACUCGUUUUACUGUGGAUAUAGAUACUUUUGUACCUGUUUCCUCCAGCAUCUUCACAAGGUCUUUGCUGUUGUUCUGGGAUUGAUUUGCACUUUACACACCAAAGUACGUUCAUCUCUAGGAGACAGAACGGGUCUCCUUUCUGAGCGGUAUGACGGCUGCGUGGUCCCAUGGUGUUUAUACUUGCGUACUAUUGUUUGUACAGAUGAACGUGGUACCUUCAGGUGUUUGGAAAUUGCUCCCAAGGAUGAACCAGACUUGUGGAGGUCUACAAUUGUUUUUCUGAGGUCUUGUCUGAUUUCUUUUGAUUUUCCCAUGAUGUCAAGCAAAGAGGCACUGAGUUUGAAGGUAGGCCUUGAAAUAUAUCCACAGGUACACGUCCAAUUGACUCAAAUGAUGACAAUUAGCCUUUCAGAAGCUUCUAAAGCCAUGACAUAAUUUUCUGGAAUUUUCCAAGCUGUUUAAAGUUACAGUCAACUUAGUGUAUGUAAACUUCUGACCCACUGGAAUUGUGAUACAAUGAAUUAUAAGUGAAAUAAUCUGUCUGUAAACAAUUGUUGGAAAAAUUACUUGUGUCAUGCACAAAGUAGAUGUCCUAACCGACUUGCCAAAACUAUAGUUCGUUAACAAUAAAUUUGUGGAGUGGUUGAAAAACCUCCAACCUAAGUGUAUGUAAACUUCAACUCUUUGUGAGAAUGCUGUUCAUUGACUACAGCUCAGUGUUCAACACCAUAGUGCCCACAAAGCUCAUCACUAAGCUAAGGACCCAGGGACUAAACAACUCCCUCUACAACUGGAUCCUGGACUUCCUGACGGGCCACCCCCAGUUGGUAAGGGUAGGCAACAACACAUCUGCCACGCUGAUCCUCAACACCGGGGCCCCUCAGGCGUGCAUGCUUAGUCCCCUCCUGCACUCCCUGUUCACCCACGACUGCGUGGCCAAGCACGACUCCAACACCAUCAUAAAUUUGCUGACGACACAACAGUGGUAGGCCUGAUCACCGACAACGAUGAGACAGCCUAGAAAGUUGUGAAGAGGGCACAACAACGCCUUUUCCCCCUCAGGAGACUGAAAAGAUUUGGCAUGGGUCCCCAGAUCCUCAAAACGUUAUACAGCUGCACCAUCGAGAGCAUCCUGACCGGUUGCAUCACCACCUGGUAUGGCAACUGCUCGGGGCAUCCGACCGUAAGGCGCUACAGAGGGUAGUGCGUACGGCCCAAUAUAUCACUGGGGCCAAGAUUCCUGCCAUUUAGGACCUAUAUACUAGGCGGUGUCAGAGGAAAGCCCAAAAAAUUGUCAAAGACUCCAGUCACCCAAGUCAUAGACUGUUCUCUCUGCUACCGCAUGGCAAGCGGUACCGGAGCGCCAAGUCUAUGUCCAAAAGGCUCCUUAACAGCUUCUACCCCCAAGCCAUAAGACUGCUGAACAAUUAAUAAAAUGGCCACCCGGACUAUUUACAUUGACUCCCCAACCCUCCCACUGCUUCUACUCGCUGUUUAUUAUCUAUGCAUAGUCACUUUACCCCUACCUACAUGUACAAAUUACCUCGACUAACCUGUACCCCCGCACAUUGACUCGGUUAUGUAAUCUUAUUGUGUUACUUUUUAUUUUAUUAUUUACUUUAGUUUAUUUAGCAAAUAUUUUCUUAACUAUUUCUUGAACUGCAUUGUUGGUUAAGGGCUUGUAAAUAAGCAUUUCACGGUAAGGUCUACACCUGUUGUAUUCGGCGCAUGUGACAAAUAAAAAUUGAAUUGAUUUGAUUUGAAAUAUGAUUAUGUUGAGUUCACGAAUCCAGAACUCACAUUCUUGUAUUAUUCUUGUAUUGCUGUUUUUGUCUGACUAGUUUAUAUCCAUGUCUGUAACCAUCUGCCUGGUCAUUAGGCUGUGAUGCAGCUGAAUGCUGGCCAUGUGUUCUGUUUGUGGUCUUUCAAGUUGGUUUUUCUAAGCUCCCUAAAUGAAGUCCAGAUGUACUGCUAGACUGAGCUAUUCUUGUGUUGUUCUUGUUUUGGCGAUCUGAGAACAGUUACUGUAACCACUAACCACUGAAACCCCACUUGGGCCGGCAGCCAGCAAGUGUGUGAAUAGUGGCUUUCUUUACAUGGAACAUGUGACAGUGUGUACGCUCUAUCAGGGGAAGACAGGGGGAGGCAAGGCAGUUAUGAGAGGGCUGGUGGCUUGGUGGUGGGGUGGGGGGCUUGGAGUAAAGCAUUGGUCCCCAGUGUGAGUGAUGUGUAGGCAGCUGCUGCUUGUGACACUGUGCGGAGUGAUAGUUUUUUCUGGCCCUCUGCCCCUUUAAAGUAACUGUCCAGUGUUUCCAGAUUUCUAUGAAAUAUGACCUAAAAUUACUUAGAAUAUGAGUGAAAUCGUUUUCCUUCCAAUUUAAAAAAAAUAACUGUUAAUAAGCAGCUUUUCUGUGUUGGAAUGGUGUGGGCAUAACCCAAGAAAAGAACGGUGUGGGCGUAUACCGGCCAAAAAAAUUAUUCAUGCGAGUAGACCGCUGAUUGGCCAGCUCAUCCUCCUCAGGAGUAUGACAUCAUACUAUAUGAGGAAAUAGCAAGCAUUCUUUAAACAGUCUGUUUGAGAUACAAGUUUGAGGUGGGAUUUUCUCCAAUGUAUGCUUUGGCCACAAAUAUGAGUAUAGGAAGAAUCAACAACAUUAUUUGGAUAGGAGUUAACAGAAUAUGAACUUUUAAAAGUUUUAUUUUCACUGGACAGUUACUUUAACCCAGCCCCUGAGUGGCAUUCUGGAGUCCAGAGUAGCCUAGUCUGAGGCAGCUUAGGGUGCGUGCCCCCUCCUCUCCUCAUUCCUGCUCCUAACAGAGACAAGGACAUUUCUGAAACUGUGCAUGUGUACGUGUGUUCGUGUGUGUGUAAUGGGCUCUCCUCCGGGUCGCUUUCUCAGGGCAGAGGUUUGUGGAGCCCUGCCAAUGCUGGCAGUGAUGUUUAUGGCAUGUUCUGCUACUGCUAGACGAGAAGCACACUGCCUCUCUAUAGUCCCAUUAAGUUAACCCUAGCAGAGGACAGAGAGAACAAAACAUACUUUGACAAACAGUUCAAUCUCUCACCUGUGUCUUCCAAAACCUGAAACUAGGGAACAUCAAACAAUAAUAUUUUAUACAUAAUCUGGACGAAAAACUCUAACCAAAUGAAUGUAUUGCCAUGGAAAAACUACAUGGACCACUUUUAGAGUAGGCUUACUGUUGUUUUUGCUCCUGCUCUGAUAAAGCAGUGUGUUUCUGCCUGUGCUAAUCUCCUAGCCCGGAUUCCUGGUCAUCACAGGGUUGGAUGACCGGCCGACCCCAGGUGGUAAGGGUAGGCAACAACACGUCUGCCACGCUGAUCCUCAACACAUGGGGCCCCUCAGGGGUACGUGCUUAGUCCCCUCCUGUACUCCCUGUUCACCUACGACUGCAUGGCCAAACACGAUUCCAACACCAUCAUUUGCUGACGACAUAACAGUGGUAGGCCUGAUCACCGACAACGAUGAGGCAGCCUAUAGGGAGGAGGUCAGAGACCUGGCAGUGUGGUGCCAGGACAACAACCUCUCUCUCAAUGUGAGCAAGACAAAGGAGCUGAUCGUGGACUACAGGAAAAGGCAGGCCGAACAGGCCCCCAUUAAUAUCGACGGGGCUGUAGUGGAGUGGGUCGAGAGUUUCAAGUUCCUUGGUGUCCACAUCACCAACAAACUAUCAUGGUCCAAACACACCAAGACAGUCGUGAAAAGUGCACGACAACGCCUUUUCCCCCUCAGGAGACUGAAAAUAUUUGGCAUGAGUCCCCAGAUCCUCAAUUCUAUAGCUGCACCAUCGAGAGCCUCCUGACCGGUUGUAUCACCGCCUGGUAUGGCAACUGCUCGGCAUCUGACCGUGAGGCGCUACAGAGGGUAGUGCGUACGGCCCAGUACAUCACUGGGGCCAAGCUUCCUGCCAUCCAGGACCUAUAUACUAGGCGGUGUCAGAGGAAAUCCCAAAAAAUUGUCAAAGACUCCAGUCACCCAAGUCAUAGACCGUUCUCUCUGCUACCGCACGGCAAGCGGUACCGGAGCGCCAAGUCUAGGACCAAAAGGCUCCUUAACAGCGUCUACCCCAAGCCAUAAGACUGCUGAACAUUUAAUGAAAUGGCAACCCGGACUAUUUACAUUGCUGUUUAUUAUCUAUGCAUAGUCACUUUACCCCUACCUACACUUUACCCCUACCUAAAUUGCCUCAACUAACUUGUACCCCCGCACAUUGUCUCGGUACCAGUACCCCCUGUAUAUAGCCUCAUUAUUGUUAUUUUAUUGUGUUACAUUUAAUUUAUUUUAUUUUAUUUUUUACUUUAGUUUAUUUGGUAAAUAUUUUCUUAACUCUUUCUUGAACUGCAUUGUCAGUUAAGGGCUUGUAAGUAAGGAUUUCACAGUAAGGUCUACACCUGUUGUAUUCGGCGCAUGUGACAAAUAAAGUUUGAUUUGACACACACACAGACACAAACACACACACACACAAACACACACAUACGUCAGGCAGACAUUACUGAAGGAGAUCAAAACACAACGACACACACAUACAGCUUGUCCUGUAGCAGGGCUGAAAACAUCUACAGUAACAGCCAUCUCUGUUAUGAAGCUUAACGGCUUUAUCAAAGGGCAGUUUUGUCUUGGUUGGAUAUCAUCAUGAUGCGUUCAUUCACUGUGAGAGGUCUCAGGAAUGAUUCACUUCUGCAAUGAGCAUGGACAGGGCAUGUGCAUCUCUAUUGAUGUCCCUCUUCAUAGAUCACCAUUGUAUGGUCCUCUUCCCUGAGUGAUUGGAGCUUGCCAUUGCCAGAUUGCAGUGCUCCUCAGCUUUUUCUACCAGAGUCAAGCAAGUAAGGGGUUUUCUCUGAGGAACACUAAGUAAAAACUUGAACUUGAAAACAGAUUAACUUAUGUCAGCAAUAUUCAAUAACAGACCUUGUCAGCAAUAUUCCAGGGAAUUUUCAGAGUGCAUGCUCUUUUAAACUCAAAGGAAGCUAGCUUCCUUUCUUUUUCAUUUCCUAAUUGGCAAGCAUGUCUGUUCAUGAAACGCUGACAGUUUUAAUAGUGUUUAUUUAAUACUCUCCUCUCUCACUUAUGUAAUGAACCUUGUAAUCUGUGAUGUGGAAAAUAAUCGGCUGUCAUAAAGAGUUGGCAUGCCUGCUGCUCUAUGGCGUCAGCCUGACAGUGCUUAUUGGAAUUUCUCAUGACGUGCGAUACGUAUGGCCCUCGGCCGAGGUCAGGUGCUACAGUAACAGCAACAUUAUAGAGUGUUAUGUGAACUGAGAGAGUGUCUGCCCAUACAGAGGAUAUGAGAAGGGGAGGAGGAGGGGUGUAGGUAGUGCGUACGGCCCAGUACAUCACUGGGGCCAAGCUUCCUGCUAUCCAGGACCUCUAUACCAGGCGGUGUCAGGCCCUAAAAAUUGUAAAAGACUCCAGCCACCCUAGUCAUAGACUGUUCUCUCUGCUACCACACGGCAAGCGGUACCGGAGCGCCAAGUCUAGGUCCAAAAGGCUUCUUAACAGCUUCUACCCCCAAGCCAUAAGAGUCCUGAACAGCUAAUCAUGGCUACCCAGACUAUUUCCAUUGCCCCCCCAACCCGCCCCCAUUCCCUCUUUUACGCUGCUGCUACUCUGUUUAUUAUCUAUGCAUACUCACUUUAACUCUACCCACAUGUAUAUAUUACCUCAAUUACCUCGACUAACCGGUGCCCCCGCACAUUGACACUGUACCGGUACCCCCUGUAUAUAGCCUCCCUACUGUUAUUUUAUUUAACUGCUGCUCUUUAAUUAUUUGCUAUUUUUAUUUUUUACUUAUCUAUUUUUUACUUUUAUUUUCUUAAAACUGCAUUGUUGGUUAAGGGCUUGUAAGUAAGCAUUUCACUGUAAGGUCUACACCUGUUGUAUUCGCCGCAUCUGGCAAAUAACAUUUUAUUUGAACUCCAAGUGAUCAUCUGUCACUGACUGUGAAGUGUGAACGCCAUCUCUCUCCAUGCCCAGAGUGAGCAAGUCACUGACACAGCACUGGCAAAAAUAUCCCAUCAAAAUCUGUCUGUUAAAGGUAGAGAUAUCUGUUUUUUUGCAUGGGAUGGGUCUCAAUCGACCGCAUCCGCUUAUAUCACCCUUUUGCAUCUGUAGUGAAAGGUUGCAGAGCUAGAGCAGUGUUUAUCAAACCAUGAGACACCCCGAAAAUCGGUCUUCUCACCAAAACGUCUGUAGGUUCCUAACAGUUUGGCCUACAAAGUACUAUGACCACUCGAUUGAAAGCUGAGACUCUCGCGAACACUAUGGUGUUUUGCUCUAGGACAUCGACAAGCCUCACAAGUCCCCAGUACCAAUAAAAAAAAUUAAUGGAAGUAUAUAUGGAGAUAAAGAAUUGUUUCCUGAUCUUUCUUAUACAGUAAGUAUCUCUCAGAUAUAAGACAGACACUUCAGAACAAACUAUCUGUUGUUCCAUGUAGUGAAUCUGUUGUUCAAUGCGUUUCUAUUGGCUAAAAGCAGUAGUGCCAAAUUCAAUGUUUCAUCCAAUAAAAAUAAAUAAAUAAAGAUCGAUGCCUUAAGGGGUCUUAAAAUUCCAAAUCACAUAGCUAAAUUAUCCUUGGUAUGAACAUCUUUAAACAAUUCCAUAUGUUAGCUUAGACAUGGGCAGUCAGAGAGGAAGAGGCGAAGCGAGAGGGAUAACUGGGCCCAGAAAUCUGUCUUCUCCAGCAGGUAGCGUUUUUGAUGUAUUUUUUUUGCUCACCAAGCGAGGAGUUUUUCUAUGGCGGUCAAUGAGACAGUGUCAAGAUUGGUCAACAAAAAAUUUAAUGGCUUAUUUGGUCAAAUAGAAGUUCUGUAAUGCUUAGGUUAUUACAAGUAGGACAUGUGACAUCCCAGCAAAUUUGAAAAAAAACACUUUAUAUCAGAGUUGUGCCUGUUGUUUACACGUGUAGCUGCCCUCUCAUUGGCUAGAAUGGUCCACCUGAUCUUGCCUCCUCCCUACUGCCUUCCAUCUAUGAAGAUUUUUUUUUCAUUGUAAGAGCGGACACUAUCUGGUCAAUAUAAUGGAUAAUCUGUGGCGCAGUUUGAGCUACUCCAGGAAGUGACGUUGCAGGUUAGCUCAGUGCUGCCCCCUCUCAUUGAGUAACUCAAAUUGAAGGCCGACCUGGGUACUGCAGGCUGCCAUUAGCAACUAAAUUAUCCUUAUACAGUUGGGAGAACAAGUAUUUGAUACACUGCUGAUUUUGCAGGUUUUCCUACUUACAAAGCAUGUAGAGGUCUGUCAUUUUUUAUCAUAGGUACACUUCAACUGUGAGAGACGGAAUCUAAAACAAAAAUCCAGAAAAUCACAUUGUAUGAUUUUUAAGUAAUUAAUUUGCAUUUUAUUGCAUGACAUAAGUAUUUGAUACAUCAGAAAAGCAGAACUUAAUAUUUGGUACAGAAACCUUUGUUUGCAAUUACAGAGAUCAUACGUUUCCUGUAGGUCUUGACCAGGUUUGCACACACUGCAGCAGGGAUUUUGGCCCACUCCUGCAUACAAACCUUCUCCAGAUCCUUCAGGUUUCGGGGCUGUCGCUGGGCAAUACGGACUUUCAGCUCCCUCCAAAGAUUGUCUAUUGGGUUCAGGUCUGGAGACUGGCUAGGCCACUCCAGGACCUUGAGAUGCUUCUUACGGAGCCACUCCUUAGUUGCUCUGGCUGUGUGUUUUGGGUCGUUGUCAUGCUGGAAGACCCAGCCACGACCCAUCUUCAAUGCUCUUACUGAGGGAAGGAGGUUGUUGGCCAAGAUCUCGCGAUACAUGGCCCCAUCCAUCCUCCCCUCAAUACGGUGCAGUCGUCCUGUCCCCUUUGCAGAAAAGCUUCCCCAAAGAAUGAUGUUUCCACCUCCAUGCUUCACGGUUGGGAUGGUGUUCUUGGGGUUGUACUCAUCCUUCUUCUUACUCCAAACACGGCGAGUGGAGUUUAGACCAAAAAGCUCUGUUUUUGUCUCAUCAGACAACAUGACCUUCUCUCAUUCCUCCUCUGGAUCAUCCAGAGGGUCAUUGGCAAACUUCAGACGGGCCUGAACAUGCGCUGGCUUGAGCAGAGGGACCUUGCGUGUGCUGCAGGAUUUUAAUCCAUGACGGCGUAGUGCGUUACUAAUGGUUUUCUUUGAGACUGUGGUCCCAGCUCUCUUCAGGUCAUUGACCAGGUCCUGCCGUGUAGUUCUGGGCUGAUCCCUCACCUUCCUCAUGAUCAUUGAUACCCCACGAGGUGAGAUCUUGCAUGGAGCCCCAGACCGAGGGUGAUUGACCGUCAUCUUGAACUUCUUCCAUUUUCUAAUAAUUGCGCCAACAGUUGUUGCCUUCUCACCAAGCGGCUUGCCUAUUGUCCUGUAGCCCAUCCCAGCCUUGUGCAGGUCUACAAUUUUAUCCCUGAUGUCCUUACACAGCUCUCUGGUCUUGGCCAUUGUGGAGAGGUUGGAGUCUGUUUGAUUGAGUGUGUGGACAGGUAUCUUUUAUACAGGUAACAAGUUCAAACAGGUGCAGUUAAUACAGGUAAUGAGUGGAGAACAGGAGGGCUUCUUAAAGAAAAACUAACAGGUCUGUGAGAGCCGGAAUUCUUACUGGUUCGUAGGUGAUCAAAUACUUAUGUCAUGCAAUAAAAUGCUAAUUACUUACUUAAAAAUCAUACAAUGUGAUUUUCUGGAAUUUUGUUUUAGAUUCCGUCUCUCACAGUUGAAGUGUACCUAUGAUAAAAAAUUACAGACCUCUACAUGCUUUGUAAGUAGGAAAAGCUGCAAAAUCGGCAGUGUAUCAAAUACUUGUUCUGCCCACUGUAACUUCUUCUGGGUGCAAUUUUAAAAUAAUUGGUUUAGAAUCAAUUAAUGGUACCAUGGUUGUCUUCAGGAAAAAAUAAAUCUUUACACGAAGAUUGCAAUUUUUCUAUUCACAAUCAUGGGGGAUCCUGUUUUCUGCUAACAAUGCCUGCCUUACCAUGGUCGGCCUUGAACUUCCGUGGCUUCAAUGAGAGGGGGGAGUCGUUUCCCCCUGGAAUUAACACACCAAAAGACAUUACUCACUGACUCCAAGUAGAGUUCAUAGUACGAGGUCAGAUCAGUGACCGAGUCCCUGUGUAUUUAUACAGUUGAAGUCGGAAGUUUACAUACACUUAGGUUGGCGUCAUUAAAACUCAUUUUUUCAACCACUCCACAAAUUUCUUGUUAACUAACUAUAGUUUUGGCAAGUCGGUUAGGACAUCUACUUUGUGCAUGACACAAGUAAUUUUUCCAACAAUUGUUUACAGACAGAUUCUUUCACUUAUAAUUCACUGUAUCACAAUUCCAGUGGGUCAGAAGUUUACAUACACUUAGUUGACUGUGCAUUUAAACAGCUUGGAAAAUUCCAGAAAAUGAUGUCAUGGCUUUAGAAGCUUCUGAUAGGCUAAUUGACAUCAUUUGAGUCAAUUGGAGGUGUACCUGUGGAUGUAUAUCAAGGCCUACCUUCAAACUCAGUGCCUCUUUGCUUGACAUCAUGGGAAAAUCAAAAGAAAUCAGCCAAGACCCCAGGAAAAAAAUGAAGGUACCACGUUCAUUUUGUACAAACAAUAGCAUGCAAGUAUAAACACCAUGGGAGCACGCAGCCGUCAUACCGCUCAGGAAGGAGACGCGUUCUGUCUCCUAGAGAUGAACGUACUUUGGUGCGAAAAGUGCAAAUCAAUCCCAGAACAACAGCAAAGGACCUUGUGAAGAUGCUGGAGGAAACAGGUACAAAAGUAUCUAUAUCCACAGUAAAACGAGUCCUAUAUCGACAUAACCUGAAAGGAAGAAGCCACUGCUCCAAAACCGCCAUAAAAAAGCCAGACUACGGUUUGCAACUGCACAUGGGGACAAAGAUCGUACUUUUUGGAGAAAUGUCCUCUGGUCUGAUGAAACAAAAAUAGAACUGUUUGGCCAUAAUGACCAUCGUUAUGUUUGGAGGAAAAAGGAGGUGGCUUGCAAGCCGAAGAACACCAUCCCAACCGUGAAGCACGGGGGUGGCAGCAUCAUGCUGUGGGGGUGCUUUUCUGCAGGAGGGACUGGUGCACUUCACAAAAUAGAUGGCAUCAUGAGGAAGGAAAAUUAUGUGGAUAUAUUGAAGCAACAUCUCAAGACAUCAGUCAGGACGUUAAAACUUGGUCGCAAAUGGUUCUUCCAAAUGGACAAUGACCCCAAGCAUACUUCCAAAGUUGUGGCAAAAUGGCUUAAGGACAACAAAGUCAAGGUAUUGGAGUGGCCAUCACAAAGCCCUGACCUCAAUCCUAUAGAAAAUGUGUGGGCAGAACUGAAAAAGCGUGUGUGAGCAAGGAGGCCUACAAACCUGACUCAGUUACACCAGCUCUGUCAGGAGGAAUGGACCAAAAUUCACCCAAUUUAUUGUGGGAAGAUUGUGGAAGGCUACCCGAAACAUUUGACCCAAGUUAAACAAUUUAAAGGCAAUGCUACAAAAUACUAAUUGAGUGUAUGUAAACUUCUGGCCCACUGGGAAUGUGAUGAAAUAAAUAAAAGCUGAAAUAAAUCAUUCUCUCUACUAUUAUUCUGACAUUUCACAUUCUUAAAAUAAAGUGGGGAUCCUAACUGACCUCAGACAGGGAAUUUUUACUAGGAUUAAAUGUCAGGAAUUGUGAAAAACAGAGUUUAAUUGUAUUUGGCUAAGGUGUAUGUAAUCUUCUGACUUCAACUGUAGCCUCCAGACAGGUCAGUUUGACUAGCUGGCUCACUCCUCCACUGCUAUCCCAUCACUCACCCCUGCCAUGGUGGGCCUGUCCCCAGCUCCCAGAGCCCCUUGUUAGGCUGUGUGGUUACAUAAGAGGCCUUGGAUGUCAAAGCCUCCAUUCUUUAGGAUAACACAUUUGGGUGGGAUGACGAUUGACAUCUCCAGAACUGUGGGCGAGCCUAGCGAUCUCACUGCUCUUUGGGCCGUUGUGCAGAUUUUCCAGCCAUUGUGACAUUUCAGCUUCCUGGCUGCACAAUAUGUCAUCCUCUGCAUUUUGAGUGGAUCUUUGGUAAUAGUUGUUUUGCUGGCUGUGUGUUUUGAGGGUUUAUUGAGGAAUAAAAGUGUGGUGUGUAAAUUACUCUUAAAUUCAUAACAGUGCUACUGUUGAUUUUCCUAGCAUUGCAUUUUAGGUUCUUGGCAGAACAGUGUGUACUGACAGCUCACAGCCUCAAACCCAUUUCCAUAGUUACAUCUUUGUGGUUUCAGUGACAAAAUAAAGAAAAGUGUUUUCCUAUUUGAAUUUGAGUAAAUGCUUUUAAGCUCAGGUAGGGUAGCUAAGAUUAACGCAUUAAUAAUGUUAGAAGAAAAAAAUCAACUUCAUAUUCAUAAUCUCCACCACUACCCCAACAACAUCAACAAAUGUGAAAAUGGCACUUUUCAAUGUUUUCUAGUCAAAAAGAAAGCGUAAGAUACGGUUUUCCAAUGGCAUCACCUGGUGUACAUCAUGUGAUUUUAACCAAUUAGUAGGCAAUGCUGACUCAUUUGGUUGAAAUCACAUGAUGCACACCAGAUGAUGCCAUUGGAAAAACAUAUCUUACUCUAUCUUUUUGACAAAAAAACAUUAAAAAGUCCCUUUAAGUAAUGAUUCAGUCGUUGUAUCCAACUGCAACAAGGAUAAUCCUCUCUAACUGUGCUAUUAUUCGUCUUUUUACAGAAAAAACUGUGCUUGCCCCAGCAAUGUUCAUCUUUCAAAAGAAAACCCCAUCCAUGAAGGUAACCUUUAUAUCCUAAUAAUGGGUAGGCCUACAAUGUUGACAUGAUGCUAAUGCAUGGUGUGGGACAAAUUAUGUAAUGAAAGAGUAUGUAUCAUUUCGUUACAUACAAAAAUAAUAAUUUUGUUUACAGAGAAGCGCAGAGAGAUGGGAGGAUGGCUCAGGUAAGCAUCAGAACUUGUCGCUGCUGCAUGUCAUAACAAUCAAACAUUUUGAUAGAUGAUUACUUUGUUACUUUCUAUGGACAGUCGUGUUUAUGCAUCUUUUUCUUGUUCUCCAAAUAGUUGUGGGAAUCAGUCCAAGAAAACGAGUCAGUUCACUCACCUACCCUAACCCUAACAACAGAACCAGGAAAGGUGAGUUUCCACUGUCCGGUACACAUAAGUACCGGUGCAUAACACCAGACUGUCAAGGUCGAGGUAAGGAGUAGACCAAGGCGCAGCGUGAUGAACAAACAUGACUUUAAUUAGUUAAAGCGUCAAAAUACAAAACAAAACACGACUCGUGACGUCCACGGUAUCAAUGACCGAACACGGAACAAAAACCCACAACCACAAAGGGAAAACAUACAGUUUAAAUAUGGCUCCCAAUCAGAGACAACCAGCCAACAGCUGACACUCGUUGCCUCUGAUUGGGAGUCACUCAGGCAAACAUAGAAUACAACAAACUAGAAUGAACACCAACAUAGAAAUACAACCAUAGAAAUGAACACACCCUGGCUCAACAUAAUGAGUCCCAGAGCCAGGGUGUGACACAGACAUAAACAUUUGAGGAUAAUCAUGAAUCAUAAUGCCUUUUCCUCCGUUUUUCUUUUGCUCCUUUGGUAAAGGAGAUGUAUCUGUAAGAUCUCUAUUAAAAUUGCACCUUUAAACUGUGUACAAAUAUUAUGAAUCAUACAGUGGGGAAAAAAAGUAUUUAGUCAGCCACCAAUUGUGCAAGUUCUCCCACUUAAAAAGAUGAGAGAGGCCUGUAAUUUUCAUCAUAGGUACACGUCAACUAUGACAGACAAAAUGAGGAAAAACAAUCCAGAAAAUCACAUUGUAGGAUUUUUAAUGAAUUUAUUUGCAAAUUAUGGUGGAAAAUAAGUAUUUGGUCAAUAACAAAAGUUUCUCAAUACUUUGUUAUAUACCCUUUGUUGGCAAUGACACAGGUCAAACGUUUUCUGUAAGUCUUCACAAGGUUUUCACACACUGUUGCUGGUAUUUUGGCCCAUUCCUCCAUGCAGAUCUCCUCUAGAGCAGUGAUGUUUUGGGGCUGUCGCUGGGCAACACGGACUUUCAACUCCCUCCAAAGAUUUUCUAUGGGGUUGAGAUCUGGAGACUGGCUAGGCCACUCCAGGACCUUGAAAUGCUUCUUACGAAGCCACUCCUUCGUUGCCCGGGCGGUGUGUUUGGGAUCAUUGUCAUGCUGAAAGACCCAGCCACGUUUCAUCUUCACUGCCCUUGCUGAUGGAAGGAGGUUUUCACUCAAAAUCUCACGAUACAUGGCCCCAUUCAUUCUUUCCUUUACAUGGAUCAGUCGUCCUGGUCCCUUUGUAGAAAAACAGCCCCAAAGCAUGAUGUUUCCACCCCCAUGCUUCACAGUAGGUAUGGUGUUCUUUGGAUGCAACUCAGCAUUCUUUGUCCUCCAAACACGACGAGUUGAGUUUUUAGUCAGCCACCAAUUGUGCAAGUUCUCCCACUUAAAAAGACGAGAGAGGCCUGUAAUUUUCAUCAUAGGUACACAUCAACUAUGACAGAUAAAUUGAGAAUUUUUUUUCCAGAAAAUCACAUUGUAGGAUUUUUUAUGAAUUUAUUUGCAAAUUAUGGUAGAAAAUAAGUAUUUGGUCACCUACAAACAAGCAAGAUUUCUGGCUCUCACAGACCUGUAACUUCUUCUUUAAGAGGCUCCUCUGUCAUCCACUCGUUACCUGUAUUAAUGGCACCUGUUUGAACUUGUUAUCAGUAUAAAAGACACCUGUCCACAACCUCAAACAGUCACACUCCAAACUCCACUAUGGCCAAGACCAAAGAGCUGUCAAAGGACACCAGAAACAAAAUUGUAGACCUGCACCAGGCUGGGAAGACUGAAUCUGCAAUAGGUAAGCAGCUUGGUUUGAAGAAAUCAACUGUGGGAGCAAUUAUUAGGAAAUGGAAGACAUACAAGACCACUGAUAAUCUCCCUCAAUCUGGGGCUCCACGCAAGAUCUCACCCUGUGGGGUCAAAAUGAUCACAAGAACGGUGAGCAAAAAUCCCAGAACCACACGGGGGGACCUAGUGAAUGACCUGCAGAGAGCUGGGACCAAAGUAACAAAGCCUACCAUCAGUAACACACUACGCCGCCAGGGACUCAAAUCCUGCAGUGCAAGACGUGUCCCCCUGCUUAAGCCAGUACAUGUCCAGGCCCGUCUGAAGUUUGCUAGAGUGCAUUUGGAUGAUCCAGAAGAGGAUUGGGAGAAUGUCAUAUGGUCAGAUGAAACCAAAAUAGAACUUUUUGGUAAAAACUCAACUCGUCGUGUUUGGAGGACAAAGAAUGCUGAGUUGCAUCCAAAGAACACCAUACCUACUGUGAAGCAUGGGGGUGGAAACAUCAUGCUUUGGGGCUGUUUUUCUGCAAAGGGACCAGGACGACUGAUCCAUGUAAAGGAAAGAAUGAAUGGGGCCAUGUAUCGUGAGAUUUUGAGUGAAAACCUCCUUCCAUCAGCAAGGGCAUUGAAGAUGAAACGUGGCUGGGUCUUUCAGCAUGACAAUGAUCCCAAACACACCGCCCGGGCAACGAAGGAGUGGCUUCGUAAGAAGAAUUCAAGGUCCUGGUGUGGCCUAGCCAGUCUCCAGAUCUCAACCCCAUAGAAAAUCUUUGGAGGGAGUUGAAAGUCCGUGUUGCCCAGCGACAGCCCCAAAACAUCACUGCUCUAGAGGAGAUCUGCAUGGAGGAAUGGGCCAAAAUACCAGCAACAGUGUGUGAAAACCUUGUGAAGACCUUCAGAAAACGUUUGACCUGUGUCAUUGCCAACAAAGGGUAUAUAACAAAGUAUUGAGAAACUUUUGUUAUUGACCAAAUACUUAUUUUCCACCAUAAUUUGCUAAUAAAUUCAUAAAAAAUCCUACAAUGUGAUUUUCUGGAUUUUUUUUCCUCAUUUUGUCUGUCAUAGUUGACGUGUACCUAUGAUGAAAAUUACAGGCCUCUCUCAUCUUUUUAAGUGGGAGAACAUGCACAAUUGGUGGCUGACUAAAUACUUUUUUUCCCCACUGUACAUGCAUUAUUUCAUACAUUGUUUCUCUCUGUGUCUCGGACAGGAUCCUGUGACGGCAGUAGACGAGUGCGAUCAAGUUCCCUCUCUUUUCCCCCGCCUCCUCCAGGUAAACAAAACUCCCCCCCUACACAAGAUUUGUGAUCUCUCUUCUCUAUCCUUUUGUUUAUCGUCUCUCUAAAGGGCCCUACACACUUCACGCAAACUAUGAAAGUGCAGCGACAGAGCUUUGUGUGGCUUACAUUUGUGGCUUACACCGUGUACAACGCUCUGUUUGCGUGAUGUGUGAAGUGGCUGUCCCCUAGGGCAGGGUUCCCAAACAUUUUCACACAGGGUCCCACUUCCAGCAUUGGGGAACACCCCCCCCCCCCCCCCUCUAUGGGCACAAGCACUGUUCAUGACACGAACUGAAUUUAGCAGGUUUAAAGCUUAUUUCCUGCAAAUAUAUACAUUUUGCCAUGUCUAAUAUGUUUACAAGUGAUAUUUGAGUGACUAAAAAUUACAAUAAUAUCUAUAGGCAAAAAAAACGAAAUACAAAAACGUUAGCUGACAUGGGCUAGUUGAUCUGGACAUUUCUGACAAGUUAUAAAUAGCUCUCUAAGGUAUGCAGUGACUAACAUGACAAGAGGAACUGAGGCACUACCCAAUUUCAGUUUGGGAACCACUGCCAUAGGGCAUACAUUUCCCACGCAAAUAAGUGGCAACUGAGUCACGUUGCAUAAUUCCUUGACUCACCUGCAGAUGAUUGUAGCCUUAAUAAAAUUGGGAUCUUACUGGGAUAAAACAUCUUCCCAUCUAUUAAACGAACCGAAGCAGUGCAUCAUGGUCAAACUCUCUUAAAGGGUUUUCUAUCUAUGUUCAGUGCCAGUAUUCCCUGUAGGUCCAUACAUUCCAGUCACACCAUCCCUGUCAGGGCCUCAGAUUCCCAGCAGCCACUUCACAGAAGUCCCUAGUAUCUCUUUCCCUUGAUCCGUUUCAGUUUCACUCUGUCACUGCAGCCCUCACCUGCUCAUCACAAAUCACCACCAUGACCCCUUAUUGCCCAUGUGGAAACCUCACUGCUCAGUGUUGGCUAUGCAUGUUGUAUGUUAUGUGCCAAGUCUGGCAGUCACAUUGACAUAAAUGUGGCUCACGUUUUAACUUUAACCAUAUAUGAUAUACUGUAUGUCUGUGUGUGUGUGUGUGUAAACACUUCUGAUGGAUCUCCUCUCCUAGUCUCAAGGUCAAAUGUCUUCAUGCCCUCAAAUCUCUGCAACCGGACCAACAUUUCCCCAAACACAGGUUAAUUUGUAUUCUCUGGUCUUCUGUUUAUCUUUUGGUGUGCUGAACUAAAGGACCAAUCAUAUCUGAUCGUAAGACUGACUUUAAAUGACAUCUUUCCCUCUCACACACUCCAUCUCUUUCUCUUCCUUUGUGUAGUGUCACCUCUGAACAGUGUCAGAAGGUCAUUACUUCAGCCUGCACAUCUCCUCACCCCUCAGCCCUGUAACAUCUCCUCACAGCCACACCUAUCUGAGGUAUUCCACAACUCUUUUCGCCCCCCUCACACACCCUCAUGUGUCAGUAACGUCCCGUGCUUCUCUCUCUUGACACGAGUCUCACACCCUGGUGUUAGGCUCAUGGCUCUGUCCUCCUGAGCUGGUACCUCUGAACACUGGCAUACUGGACACCCACGCAGCCCUGCAAUCUGCAAUGUUUGAAUUUAAUAAUAAAAUAAUAUGCCAUUUAGCAGACGCUUUUAUCCAAAGCGACUUACAGUCAUGCGUGCAUACAUUUUUGUGUAUGGGUGGUCCCGGGGAUCGAACCCACUACCUUGGCGUUACAAGCGCCGUGCUCUACCAGCUGAGCUACAGAGGACCACCCAAUUUCCAACUUUAAUUACUGAACAAGUAAUUACUUUAUUGCCAGCAGUCUAAAAAUGGGAGCAUUGCAACACCAUGUAUAGUUUCGUGAAAUGUUAGGCUUAACAUGAGUGGUAGGAUGCCAGUUUAUAAACCCAAACCCCAAAACCGGUUAGAAUCUGUCUCAGAAUGCUGUAAGACUGAAUAGCUUUCUCUCUACUCCCUAACUUGCCACAUUAACACAAUUAUAUAAUACGUUUUGGCUGCAAUUUAUUUUAUUUUCUAUUUACACAAGGGUUGUGUUGAGUUCUUUGACUCAAGCGGCCAUUACUGUAAUUUAUCAGAAAUUCAAUAGGACUGUAAAAUAAUAAAGGUUUGCAUUGUAUUUUGUCCCACAGGUCAGCCAUGACCUUUCAGAUGAUUGCUGCAGCGUCCCAACUGACCGCUCCUCCACUGCGAGUGUAUUACAUCCGAAGACAUCCCCUCAAGUUCAGAGGUAUGCAGGGCACCUGGUUUAAUAUAUAAUACAGUGGGGGAAAAAAGUAUUUAGUCAGCCACCAAUUGUGCAAGUUCUCUCACUUAAAAAGAUGAGAGAGGCCUGUAAUUUUAAUCAUAGGUACACGUCAACUAUGACAGACAAAAUUAGAAAAAAAAAUCCAGAAAAUCACAUUGUAGGAUUUUUAAUGAAUUUAUUUGCAAAUUAUGGUGGAAAAUAAGUAUUUGGUCAAUAACAAAAGUUUCUCAAUACUUUGUUAUAUACCCUUUCUUGGCAAUGGCACAGGUCAAACGUUUUCUGUAAGUCUUCACAAGGUUUUCACACACUGUUGCUGGUAUUUUGGCCCAUUUCUCCAUGCAGAUCUCCUCUAGAGCAGUGAUGUUUUGGGGCUGUCGCUGGGCAACACGGACUUUCAACUCCCUCCAAAGAUUUUCUAUGGGGUUGAGAUCUGGAGACUGGCUAGGCCACUCCAGGACCUUGAAAUGCUUCUUACGAAGCCACUCCUUCGUUGCCCGGGCGGUGUGUUUGGGAUCAUUGUCAUGCUGAAAGACCCAGCCACGUUUCAUCUUCAAUGCCCUUGCUGAUGGACGGAGGUUUUCACUCAAAAUCUCACGAUACAUGGCCCCAUUCAUUCUUUCCUUUACACGGAUCAGUCGUCCUGGUCCCUUUGCAGAGAAACAGCCCCAAAGCAUGAUGUGUCCACCCCCAUGCUUCACAGUAGGUAUGGUGUUCUUUGGAUGCAACUCAGCAUUCUUUGUCCUCCAAACACGACGAGUUGAGUUUUUACCAAAAAGUCAUAUUUUGGUUUCAUCUGACCAUAUGACAUUCUCCCAAUCCUCUUCUGGAUCAUCCAAAUGCACUCUAGCAAACUUCAGACGGGCCUGGACAUGUACUGGCUUAAGCAGGGGGCACUGCAGGAUUUGAGUCCCUGGCGGCGUAGUGUGUUACUGAUGGUAGGCUUUGUUACUUUGGUCCCAGCUCUCUGCAGGUCAUUCACUAGGUCCCCCCGGUGUGGUUCUGGGAUUUUUGCUCACCAUUCUUGUGAUCAUUUUGACCCCACGGUGUGAGAUCUUGCGUGGAGCACCAGAUCGAGGGAGAUUAUCAGUGGUCUUGUAUGUCUUCCAUUUCCUAACAAUUGCUCCCACAGUUGAUUUCUUCAAACCAAGCUGCUUACCUAUUGCAGAUUCAGUCUUCCCAGCCUGGUGCAGGUCUACAAUUUUGUUUCUGGUGUCCUUUGAAAGCUCUUUCGUCUUGGCCAUAGUGGAGUUCGGAGUGUGACUGUUUGAGGUUGUGGACAGGUGUCUUUUAUACUGAUAACAAGUUUAAACAGGUGCCAUUAAUACAGGUAACGAGUGGAGGACAGAGGAUCCUCUUAAAGAAGAAGUUACAGGUCUGUGAGAGCCAGAAAUCUUGCUUGUUUGUAGGUGACCAAAUACUUAUUUUCCACCAUAAUUUGCAAAUAAAUUCAUAAAAAAUCCUACAAUGUGAUUUUCUGGAUAUUUUUUCCUCAAUUUGUCUGUCAUAGUUGACGUGUACCUAUGAUGAAAAUUACAGGCCUCUCUCAUCUUUUUAAGUGGGAGAACUUGCACAAUUGGUGGCUGACUAAAUACUUUUUUUCCCCACUGUAUUAGGGAUGUUUCACUGAAGUGAUUUUAUAGAUGUAUUUAUGGCAGGGUUUAGUUAGUUAAAUCAGGGUGGUUAGGGUUACAAGUUUAGUUAGUUAAAUCAGGGUGGUUAGGGUUACGAGUUAACUUCCAGUCCAGACCCAGGACUGGACAGCCUUGCUUUAAUCUAGAGACCCUGACAGGGUGGUGUUGGGUUUUGUUUCCUCUGCCAGAGCUAUGUGGGGUCAGAGACAUGGUUUAGUUCCCAGCAGUGAUUCUGCUGACCUCUCUGUUGACCUCUGGUUCCCCCUCCACAGAUCGAAGGCAGACAGUAUUACCUCAGACCGGCUCCAGUUUGUAUUUGGGGAAAACAUGAGCGCAAGAGUUUUGGUGAGUUCAGGAAACUUUUACUUAAGAACCAAUGACAUACUUAUAAAGUAGCAAGUUUGCAUAUGAUGACUAUAACAAAUAUAUUAUGUAUCACACAUGAGUUUAACUGUGUUACAAAAUACAUAGCAUUUACAGAAAUACUCGAAUUUUCUCGCCCUCAUAUAGAGACCCCAUAAAUUGCCCAGCAGUGAACAUUCUGAUUGCAGCUCUUCUAAUUCUGAGUCCUCCACCUUUGAGUCAAGUCAUAAAGGUAAAUCAUUAGGGGCCUCAUUGUGUAUUUGCAUGGGUACACAUCUCCAAUCCUCAAGGGCUACGGUGUCUACUGGUUUAUUGGUCCACCAGACUACGGCCCUAGAGGACUAGAGUUGUGCACCUCGGUUUUAAUAGCAAUUGACUGCCUCUUAGUGUAUGCCUUUCAGAACUGCAGCUGAAGUGCUGUCUGUGUUUGCUGACAGGUGCUGUGUGGAGCAGUCUGAGGGAGUCUGCUGCAGCUUACACAGCGUCCUGUGGGAGGCAGCGUGUGCUCAGGCGGGUUCAGGUGUUCACUGGGGAGGAGAAGGAGAGCAAUGUGGUCCAGGUGAGGACAUGUUAUGUUGAAAUAGGAAAUGUUCAAUAUGCCUUCUCAUAUUGCUAGAGCGGUGAUAGUGAUGUACCUUUUUAAAUACCUUUUUUCUUUUAGCUGACCUGCAGACUGUUUGUCCUGGAAAAGGGAACUCAGGCAUGGACUGAGCGAGGGAGAGGAGUCCUGCGACUCAAUGAUCUAACAUCAGGGACCAAAGGAGGGCUGCAGUCCAGGAUAGGUUAGUUUACCAUGAAGGAGACUACUAUUCCCCUCACUCUGACCAACAUCCACACGUCUUUCUGUGAUUCUUUCUCAUCCUCAGUAUAUCUCAUAUUUCUGUCACACCUGCCUCCCUCUGAUCAAAACAGUGAUGAGGCACCAGGGCAGUCUCAAGGUCAUUCUCAACACUAAGCUCUGGCCACACACACACCUGCGUCGCCCCGCCCGUCGGAACCUCCAGGUGACGGCCACCGACGUGGAGACUCAGGCAGUCCGGGUGUUCCUCGUCCAGGCCAGCGCCAGGGACGUGGCUCGCCUCUACGUAGCCAUACACCAUCGGCUGGUAGCACUACGGGCCAGUGUUGCUGAGAGGGAGGCAGGGGCUGCAGUGGGCAGGACCAGGGAGGGACACCGCAACAGUGAGAAUGAGGAAGAGGAGGAGCAGGAAGAGCAGAGACAACGGCAAGAAAGAGAAGGGCUGCUAGUGACACGAUUGCGACCUGGUAAGAGUGAGUAG